Molecule: messenger RNA, 757 nt
Organism: Dacryopinax primogenitus
Lineage: Eukaryota; Fungi; Basidiomycota; Dacrymycetes; Dacrymycetales; Dacrymycetaceae
Product: snare-like protein
Exons: 4
Coding region: 76-675 (199 amino acids)
Biological process (GO): endoplasmic reticulum to Golgi vesicle-mediated transport
Cellular component (GO): Golgi apparatus; membrane
Molecular function (GO): SNAP receptor activity
Source: RefSeq, a predicted model, not a curated record
ACCACGUUCACACCAUUCAUUCUCUCUUUACCGCCAUCUCUUCUCUUUUAACAAACUAGACUUUGAACUAUCAUCAUGAGGAUCUACUCUCUUGCCAUAUUUACCGCACCUCCUGGCGGCAGUUCAACCCAGCUGGCAGCAUAUGCCGACUUGUCCUCCUAUUCCUUCUAUCAGCGUGGAUCCGUACAAGAGUUCUUGAACUUCUUCUCAAAGACCGUUGUCGAUCGUACGCCACCAGGACAGAGACAGUCAAUUGAAGAGCAGAGCUACAAGUUCAACGUGUACAAUAAAGGAGGGGCGGAUAACCUUGCUGCGCUCAUCAUUACCGACCUGGAGUAUCCCCCUCGACCGGCCUUCUCUCUUCUGCAGAAGGUCUUGGAUGAUUUCGCCACCGAAAUUCCCCGGUCUUCAUUUGCCAACCCAUCCAGCAUCUCGUUCCCCACCGUCAAGGCUUACGUGGACAAGUAUCAGGAUCCUCGGCAAGCUGAUUCCAUCAUGAAGGUGCAAGCUGAGUUGGACGAGACGAAGAUCAUUUUACAUAAGACCAUAGAAUCGGUAUUACAACGGGGUGAGAAACUCGAUAACUUGGUCGAGCGCUCCAACAACCUGAGCAUGCAAAGCAAGAUGUUCUACAAGACAGCGAAGAAGCAAAACUCGUGCUGCGUUAUUGCUUAACGGAGCGUUGCUGCUUGUGCUUCCUUAUAUUCAGGAUCGGAUACCCAUUGACUGUAUCUUGAUGUACGAUAAUGUGCGUAAU